This is a messenger RNA of Phycodurus eques (leafy seadragon), 2563 nucleotides long. It is a transcript of the gene hexim1, whose product is annotated as HEXIM P-TEFb complex subunit 1. Gene Ontology annotation, molecular function: cyclin-dependent protein serine/threonine kinase inhibitor activity; 7SK snRNA binding. The coding region runs from base 308 to 1270 and encodes 320 amino acids. NCBI's taxonomy places the organism in Eukaryota, Metazoa, Chordata, Actinopteri, Syngnathiformes, Syngnathidae. The transcript has a single exon. The record is from RefSeq and is a predicted model, not a curated record. Gene Ontology annotation, cellular component: cytoplasm; nucleus; nucleoplasm. Gene Ontology annotation, biological process: negative regulation of transcription by RNA polymerase II; negative regulation of cyclin-dependent protein serine/threonine kinase activity.
CCACUGAAGCCGCACAUUGGACGCUGUUGCGACGGCGCGACGUUGUCUCUGGGCGGACGCGGGGCUGUGACAGCGUUGAAACGGUUAACAGUGUCAAAAGCUCAGAGGAGUGUCGUUUAGUCAUUUGUUUGACUUUUUGACACUUUUUCAUCACAACCUUUUUGGGGGGCGUUAUUUACACGUCAUAGUGGAUAUUUGACAGAUAAACUGUGGUAAAAAUCCAAUUUGACAAACUUUUUUUUUUUUAAUAGUAAGGGGUUUUAAAAUGCGUUGAGAAACUUGAAGAAAGAUAAUCAAGCGCAUCACGAUGACAGAACCAGCAGAGCAGACCGACCACCUGAAAAGUUCGGCCAGCCCAUCAGGUGGGAGCAGCGGCGGCGGCGGCGGCUCCAAGCAUCUCCCAGCCGGCCACCGGGCUGCACCGCCGCACAACGGCGACAGAGGGCGCCAGAUGAGCGACAAGCACCACCAGGAUGUCAACAACGACAAGUUGAGGGGGGUGUGUCCCGGAAACGAGUCCCCCAACGCCGGGGACGCGCCGCCACCGCCCGGGGUGCUCCACGUCGACUCUGACACCGGCCUGGUAGUGGACGCCCGCCUCGGCAGGAAGCGGCACCGGCGCCGCGCCGCCAAGAAGAAGCGCCACUGGAAGCCCUACUACAAACUUUCCUGGGAGGAGCGGAAGGCGCUUGACGAGCGGGAGACCGCCAGGGCGUCCCGUCUGCGCGAGGAGAUGUUCGCCAAGGGGCUCCCGGUGGCUCCGUACAACACCACCCAGUUCCUCAUGGACGAGCACGACCGCGAGGAGCCGGACCUCAACACCGAGGCGCGGCGGCCGGACGACACGGGCAGCGAGGAGGACUUGUUCGAGCACGACGACGAGGACGACGACGACGGGAGCGCUGGCGGCGGCGGCGGAGGAGGAGGAGGAGGCGGGGGGAGCAGCGACGGCAUCGGAAGGCCGGGCAACGCCGGCGGGGAGUUUCUCCAGCGGGACUUUUCCGAGACCUACGAGAUGUACCACGUCGAGAGCCUGCAGAACAUGACCAAGCAGGAGCUGGUGAGGGAGUACCUGGAGCUGGAGAAGUGCAUGUCCCGCCUGGAGGAAGAGAACAACCGGCUGAGGCGCGCCGCCCUGGAGCCCGGAGGUGGCGGCAUGAGCGUGGAGGAGCCUCUAGCGCGCCUUCGGGAGCUGGAGCGGGAGCUGGAGAGACUGAAGGCUCAGAAUACGGAGCUCCUGCUGCGGAGCCAGCCCGCCACUGACAAUUAGGGACGCUUGGCAAACUAUUCACAACAAGGUAAUAAACAACCACGACAUUCUCCUAUCCGGACUUGAACUUUUUCUUUUUUUGGGGGGGAGUGGAAUCAACAUUUGGCCAGAGGAAAAAUAAAUAAAUACAGAACUACCUUUUCCUAACUGGACUUUCAUUUAAAAAAAUUUGGGGGUCAACUUUUGGACCGAGCUUUAAAAACAUGAGCAAAAACAAAAAAAACUUUUACCAAUUUUUGACUUUUUUUGUCUGUCUAUAUUUGGCCCAAAGUUAAGAGAGGGGAACAAAAAAAAGCAUUUGGACAAUUUAUUUUUGUCAACAUUUGGCCUGAGGUAGUAAAGAAAUAAAUCCCCCCCAAAAAUACUUUUUCCUAUCUGGACUUAAAAAAAAAAAAAUCAAAGCAAAAACAACUGUUUCGUAUUAGGACUUUUUGUCAACAAGUCAUCAUAUCUUGUAUGGACUUUAAAUGUUGUUGUUUUUUUUUUUUUUUUUCCUUCGGUCUUUAAGUUUCUUGUCAAAAUGUUUUAAAUUUACAAACGUUCUGUUGUAUUUUGUCCAUCACAACCGCAAGAAAGAUGACAACCAAUCAUGCCAGUCAAGUCCAAUGUUUACCAUUUUGUGUUACCAGCAUUCAAUAAAAAUCAUGUGUGUGACUAACAAACACGCAUUUGUGUGUCAAUAUACACUUGACCUAUUAGUGUGAAGGCCCUCCUGAAAUAGCUGUUGAUUACUUUUUGAAGGCCUCAAAAUGCCCGAAGAUUCACCAGUUCACGCCCCCACCCCCUCUAAAAAUUGUUUUUAAUUUCUGUAAAAAGUUGGGAAGAGUACUCUCGAAAUGUAGUUGGUUACAAUUGCAAGUUACCCUGUUGAAAAUGUAAUGGCAUAACUAUUUCAAUGCUCCCUAAUAACACAUUAUAAAAAGGUUUGUUGCAUUAUAUGUAUAAACGUGUUAAACUACCAUACCUUGUUGACUUAAUGACAAAUGUACACACUUUAGACAUUGCUUUAUAUGACAACCCGGGUAAGUGGAUGUUUCCAUUAAAAAGCCCAGAAUUAUAAAGAUGAAACUGUUGAGAAGUUGAUAUUCUUUUGUGUAACUAUAGUCUUAACCUUUUCAAAUAAAUGGAUUGCACCACAAGAUGGCGAUUCAAUGUCAUAUAUUGGGUAAAAUGUCAUGGUUGAGACAACCACAGAAUGACACAAGCCAAUCACAAGCAUCGUCUUUAGGAGGAAGUGAGAUGAGUUUUUGUGGCUAUUUUUCAAAUGGACCCAAAAUUGGUAAUCAAACCAAA